AUGCAAUACAUCGAAUGGAUAUGGAUACUCCAAUACGUCCUAUGGAUACUCGAAUUCGCCGUGUGGAUGCUCCAACUAGUAGUACGGACAGUCCAGAAUGUGCUUUGGUGGCUGGCAUCCACGACCUUUGGGAAGCGCCUGCAGUAUGCCGGUACGCGAUUGGGAUCUACCGUAGCAUCAUCCUUCUACGAUUGUGCUGACACACUCGGUGGGACGAUUCGUCGGCAGCUAGGAGCUCUCGGCGGCGAUCACGGUGGUCUCGUACACUGGGAAUCCGUCCCGAGCUGGCACCCCAGAAUAUUCUCCCUCCUUGUGGUCAUCUUUUACUGGGGCGCGUACUGGGUAGCAGUGAACCUCCUACUGAUGACCCUUAGGAGUGUGUCUGCUUGUAGCGUCAGCACCGUCACCUCCUACGUUCCAAUUCACCCACCAAACGUGCCAGAUGUCACAACCACGGUUUUCGUAACCAAGACCGCUCUCGAGACUGUGACUAGCUUGGUCCGCGAAUCCUCAUCAGCGACCGCAGUGGGCCCUACCUUCUUCUACACUGUAGACGACGGCACGACGUCUUGGUUCAAUGGAUCUCCUACUGCAACCUCCCAGCUCACCCUCAAGACAACAGUAACGGUGCAGCCCUCUCCAGCCACAUCUGGCGUAGGCGCCAAUGGUACCUCGACCGGCGAAGGGGCUGGAACGACAAUCCGUGUGACUUCUCUCCAGACAGUACGUCAAACCGUGACCGAGGCCAUCACGCUGACCACCACUCCGGGUCCUGGGACUUCGGGAUGGAACACAACUACCUCUGCCGUCACCGCAGGGCCUACCGGCGUGGCUCCGUUGAAUACUACGAUCACUGUUAGCGGCACAGCCUAUACUUGGCACUUUCCGCCCGCGUCUACGGCGAGUUCAUCACCGAUACUCUCUACUGCCAACACGGCUUCGCAAGGGAUUCCGACGACCAGCUCGGCGCUUGUCGUGAACGCUACCGGGCUUACCUCCACUUCUGUCACUUCUGCCACUCUCAACUCGAGUUCAGCUAUUCAGGUUAGCAGCACACCAGUGGACAGCUCACCGUCGUACGCCGUGCCUUCCUAUGGCGCGCCACCGUCAACCUUCUCUGUUGUAACGACGGCUUCUGGCGUGCUCUCAAGCUCUAGGGUGCCCGCUACCCCAAUCACGAGAUGGACAGCAACUCCAACUGCAAAUGUUACGUCAACUGCGCUGCCUACACCGACUUUGUGUGGCGAGUCUGGCAAUUUCACAAUCAAUUGGGACGACACUCCCAUCUUCACUCCUUCCAAUGGAACUGGCCCUGAAUAUCCGCCAGUCUUCAACCCGUACCACCACAUGUUCUACGCCCAGGGCUACGGAUACGUCCCUCCACCAGACGUUGCCUUCGCACCAGUCUCCCAGCCGCACCUCGCCAUCUACUCGCCAGAGAUGGCCCGCGACAUGACGAGCUCUCCCAACGCCGGCUCAGUCCGUCCCGGCGAGAUCGGCGCCGGCCCUCGCAACAGCAUGGCAGCGUUCUGGUUCGACGCCUUCAGCGUCUUCCUCGGGUGCGAGAACGAGGGCCCGGACGAGUGCGAGAUGACCAUCUCGGGCUACACGUACGACGCGGGACACGAGUACCAGGAGGUGCUGGCGGUGGAGCAGGCCGUCAGCCUCCCGCCUUGCACGCGUGGCUUGCUGAAGUGCAACCUCACUCCUGUCGAGCUGUCGCGCGAGUUCCGUGGCCUCUCUGGCAUCCGGUUCGAGGCGCGCCUUGCGGAUGGGGAGGAAGCGUCGGCGUUCUUGCUCGACAACAUGAGUAUGGGGUGGGCGGACAACAGCUGUGCGGCUGGGUUGUUGCGUCAACGGUCGCGCAAGUAG
Molecule: messenger RNA, 1872 nt
Organism: Coniosporium apollinis CBS 100218
Lineage: Eukaryota; Fungi; Ascomycota; Dothideomycetes
Exons: 2
Coding region: 1-1872 (623 amino acids)
Source: RefSeq, a predicted model, not a curated record